GCGGCUGGAACACCGCGAGCGGGCAGUGCGGCAGGGACGGCGGGUGACUCGGGCAGUGACCGUGGCGGCAGCGGUCGCCCCGCCGUGGGAGGCUAUGGGGACGCGCGCAUCCUCUGGGUGCCCAGCGCGCGGCGGCUCGGAGCGCCCUGCCCUGCUGCUGUAGGGAGCGGCGGUGGAGCAGUCACUCGCCGAAGCCCCCCGGGACCCACUUGCUUCGGCCCCUGGCUCUCAGUGCCUUUCUCCCGGGCUGCCGGGGCGCAGAAGAGGAUCCGUACUCCCGAGCGGGGCAAGCAGCAUGCGGAGAGCGGCCGCCGCAAGAGGAGGCGCUGGAGGGGCGCGCCGGUGGCUCCCUUGGCUGGGGCUCUGCUUCUGGGCGGCGGGGGCUGCGGCUGCCCGAGGAACUGACAAUGGCGAAGUCCUCCCUGAAUCCAUCCCAUCAGCUCCUGGGACGCUGCCUCAUUUCAUAGAGGAGCCAGGCGAUGCUUAUAUCAUCAAGAGCAACCCCAUUGCACUGAGGUGCAAAGCAAGGCCAGCCAUGCAGAUAUUCUUCAAAUGCAAUGGCGAGUGGGUCCAUCAAAAUGAGCAUGUCUCUGAGGAGAGUCUGGAUGAGAGUUCAGGCCUGAAGGUCCGGGAGGUGUUUAUCAACGUCACCAGGCAGCAGGUAGAGGACUUCCAUGGGCCCGAGGACUAUUGGUGCCAGUGUGUGGCGUGGAGCCACCUGGGGACCUCCAAGAGCAGGAAGGCCUCCGUGCGCAUAGCCUAUUUACGGAAAAACUUCGAGCAGGACCCGCAGGGAAGGGAGGUUCCCAUCGAAGGCAUGAUCGUGCUGCACUGCCGCCCGCCUGAGGGAGUUCCUGCUGCCGAGGUGGAAUGGCUGAAAAACGAGGAGCCCAUUGACUCUGAACAAGAUGAGAACAUUGACACCAGGGCAGACCACAACCUCAUCAUCCGGCAGGCGCGGCUCUCGGACUCCGGAAAUUAUACAUGCAUGGCGGCCAACAUCGUAGCCAAGAGGAGGAGCCUGUCAGCCACAGUGGUGGUUUAUGUGAAUGGAGGCUGGUCUUCCUGGACAGAGUGGUCAGCCUGCAAUGUUCGCUGUGGUAGAGGAUGGCAGAAACGUUCCCGGACCUGCACCAACCCAGCUCCUCUCAAUGGUGGAGCCUUUUGUGAGGGAAUGUCAGUGCAGAAAAUAACCUGCACCUCUCUUUGUCCUGUGGACGGGAGCUGGGAGGUGUGGGGAGAGUGGUCAGUCUGCAGCCCAGAGUGCGAGCAUCUGCGGAUCCGCGAGUGCACAGCCCCAGCCCCAAGAAAUGGGGGCAAAUUCUGCGAAGGCCUAAGCCAGGAAUCCGAGAACUGCACAGAUGGUCUCUGCAUCCUAGAUAAAAAACCUCUUCAUGAAAUAAAACCCCAAAGCAUUGAGAAUGCCAGCGACAUCGCUUUGUACUCAGGCUUGGGCGCUGCGGUCGUGGCCGUCACAGUCCUGGUCGUCGGCAUCACGCUUUACAGACGGAGCCAGAGUGACUACGGCGUGGACGUCAUCGACUCUUCUGCAUUGACAGGUGGCUUCCAGACCUUCAACUUCAAAACAGUCCGUCAAGGUAACUCCCUGCUCUUGAAUUCCUCCAUGCAACCAGACCUAACAGUAAGCCGAACAUACAGUGGGCCCAUCUGUCUACAGGACCCCCUGGACAAGGAACUCAUGACGGAGUCCUCACUCUUUAACCCUCUGUCGGACAUCAAAGUCAAAGUGCAGAGCUCAUUCAUGGUUUCCCUGGGAGUGUCUGAGAGAGCUGAGUACCACGGCAAGAAUCAUUCCGGGACUUUUCCCCAUGGAAACAACCGCAGCUUCACUACAGUGCAUCCCAGAAAUAAAACAUCCUACAUCCAAAAUCUGUCAUCACUUCCUACAAGGACAGAACUGAGGACCACUGGUGUCUUUGGCCAUUUAGGAGGACGCUUAGUAAUGCCAAAUACAGGGGUGAGUUUACUGAUACCACAUAGUGCCAUCCCGGAGGAGAAUUCUUGGGAGAUUUACAUGUCCAUCAACCAAGGUGAACCCAGCCUCCAGUCAGAUGGCUCAGAGGUGCUCCUGAGUCCGGAAGUCACCUGUGGUCCCCCCGACAUGAUUGUCACCACUCCCUUUGCCCUGACCAUACCACACUGUGCAGACGUCAGUUCUGAGCACUGGAAUAUCCAUUUAAAGAAGAGGACCCAGCAGGGCAAGUGGGAGGAAGUGAUGUCGGUGGAGGAUGAAUCCACAUCCUGUUACUGCCUUUUGGACCCCUUUGCGUGCCACGUGCUCCUAGACAGCUUUGGGACAUACGCCCUCACUGGAGAACCAAUCACAGACUGUGCCGUGAAGCAGCUCAAGGUUGCGGUUUUUGGCUGCAUGUCCUGUAACUCUCUGGACUACAACUUGAGGGUCUACUGUGUGGACAAUACCCCUUGUGCAUUUCAGGAAGUGGUUUCAGAUGAAAGGCAUCAAGGCGGACAACUCCUGGAAGAACCAAAGUUGCUGCAUUUCAAAGGGAAUACCUUUAGUCUUCAGAUCUCUGUCCUUGAUAUCCCCCCAUUCCUCUGGAGAAUUAAACCAUUCACGGCAUGCCAGGAAGUCCCAUUCUCCCGCGUGUGGUGCGGUAACCGGCAGCCCCUGCACUGUGCCUUCUCCCUGGAACGCUACACGCCCACCACCACCCAGCUGUCCUGCAAAAUCUGCAUCCGGCAGCUCAAAGGCCAUGAACAGAUCCUCCAAGUGCAGACGUCAAUCCUUGAGAAUGAAAGAGAGACCAUCACUUUCUUUGCACAAGAGGACAGCACUUUCCCUGCACAGACUGGCCCCAAAGCCUUCAAAAUUCCCUACUCCAUCAGACAGCGGAUUUGUGCUACAUUUGACACCCCCAACGCCAAAGGCAAAGACUGGCAGAUGUUAGCACAGAAAAACAGCAUCAACAGGAAUUUAUCUUAUUUUGCUACACAAAGUAGCCCGUCUGCUGUCAUUCUGAACCUGUGGGAAGCUCGUCAUCAGCACGAUGGUGACCUUGACUCCCUGGCCUGUGCCCUUGAAGAGAUUGGGAGGACACACACGAAACUCUCGAACAUUAAGGAAUCCCAGCUGGAUGAAGCCGACUUCAGCUACAGCAGGCAAAAUGGACUCUAGUCCACUUCCUCUCAUGAGAGAGUGAUGGCCAACUUCGGGACAUUUGCUUUACAGGGGGAAGAAAGAGGCGGUUUCUGCCCAGUGGCAUUUGGGGAAUUCAGCCUUCAUUUACAAUCAGUGAGCAUCCCUGAUUGAAGAAAUUGCAUUUUAUAUAGGUAAAAUAUGUUAAUAGGGAAAAGUACAAGCUCUCUUAAAUAUAUAUGUCUCCUCUGAAGCCGCACUCAGGUUCACAGCUGAGGAACUUCUCAGAUUUGGAGUGGCAAGGAUAAAAGCGAGGGCGUAUCUAGAUAAAAGUAACUGUGGGAAAAGAUGAGCUACAGCAAAGCUGGGAAGGCAGAGAUUCAAUAAGUGCAUGUUUUGCAACAGAUUUUUAAUGAUGUGCCCCAAAGUACCAGCUGAUUCUGGCACCAGAUUGUCUGAGUUUUCUACCAACUGGCAUCCGGGAUGCCAGCAAUCAUUGUCAACUGGCUUUUAGAAGUGAAACACGGUUGCCAACCCAUCUGUAGGACUUCAACAACGUCAAGGAGGGCAUUUAGAAUUUCGAAUCUGAGUACACCACACCAGCACCAAUUCCCUAUCUAUCCUAGCCACUUAAUGGAAGCAAGAUCAAGAGGUAGAGAGAUCACAAGCUAGCUCUAGCAGCGUACCUACCCCUCCUUCAUUUUCUCCAAGGACCAAAUCUAUCCACAUUCUUUCUUCCCCUUCCUUAUGAAUUACACUAGGGGGAAAGUUUCAAGGAGCAUAGACUUUUCAAUAUGGAAAUUUCUUAUUUUCUAACUCAAAGCAGGACCAUCUCUAUUCCCAGCUAAGCCACUCAAAUUGCAAAAGCUAUCAGAACACAGCUUAUCAUACAGAUUUAGAGACAAGGGAGGUCAAAUCAGGUCCAAGGAAACAUGAACUGCAGAUGCCUUAGGCCUCAAAUAAGCUGUUAUUCUAGGAUGCAGAUGUUGAUUUAGUUCCCCAGCGCAGUUGUUACGAAGGGAUUAGGCGGUUUACUGUCCUUCACAAUCCAGUUCUUGAAUUUUCUAGCCUUUUGGUACUAUGUUAUCACAGAAUCUCUCCAUGGGGCUAUAGGUCAUCCUCCUUUUGCCUCUUGGGAAAUUAGCCGAUGGUCUUUGCUCUAAAUGAUAUCCGAGUACAUAGACCUGAGGGAUACCUCUACCACAAUGUCUGAGAAACCAAAUGCAUUGUUCAAGGAGUCUUCAAGCUCUGAUAAUUCAACCUCACCAAGCAUGCUUUCUUUCCAGGACCAUUAAUAUAUUGUUUUACAUUUUAAAUGAGAGGCAGUGAUGCUGUGGAGAAUUGAAAUCUGCAGAUAAUACACAACCCCCAUCUUAACACUUCACUCCAUCUUUUAACCUAUUUAAUCAUUUUUGACAGGAUGUCCUGGUAGACUACAGAUGAACAGAUUUACUCCUGAAUAUCUUCUGGUGGAUGUUUUAAUUAGCUGUCCAGAAUCAGGACAACCAAAGUCAAGGACCUCGAUUAACCACAAGGUUGAUCAGCUACUUAGAGGUUGGCCCCAUUAGAAUAAAUACAGUCAGGGAAUGGGGGAGCUAGGGAGUACUUUGGCAGUAGGGAUGUGAUCCACUUUUGAAACAAUGUUUUUGUAGAUCCCAUGUUUAAAAAAAUGUUGUGAAUCUCCACCUAAGUGAAAAAGACUUAAAAUAGGUUGAAUUUAUGAUAUCCUGGGUAAGGCAUUGAAGAAGUAACUCUCGAAUGUGUUGGCCAUUCUCUCUAAUGAAUGUGUGGUAUAGAAGGUCCCCUGUAAUCGACGGAAGGCUUUGCUGCAUGAAAUUCAAAAAGCAUCUUGCUUUUCUCAGGAACCAAAGGCAUAUUAUACAGAACAAACAAGUCCUCUUAGAACUGUUGAGCAUAUUUUCAAAGUACCAUAACUAGAUCAGGAAAAUACCCUUUUUGCUAGUAUACUCAACUUGUUUAUUCCUUCCAGGGAGCAAAAGACAGAAAGCAUCAAAGUGUUAAUCAUCUAACAUAAUGAUGGGAUAUAAUUUCUGAGAUAGAAGUGGAAGUAGAUGGUCAUCCACCCAAAAUAAACCAGAGGGUUGAUUGGCAUGGGUGGUAUGCAGAAAGAAUCUGCAUUAAACUGUUAUAACGAAUAGGAACUUAUAGAAAGUACAGUGUAGAGCAUAUGUUGUUGUCCAUCUUGGAGGAUUUUUGUUUUACACAUCCUAUCCUUUUUUCCUCUUCCCUUCUAAUUGGCCUUAUAAUUGUUUUUAUCUAUUCUGUGAAUCCACACAGAUCUUUUUUAGAUUUUUGAUAUAUUUUUAAUAUUUUAAAACAGAUGAAAAAUGUUAAAGUUUCCCCUAGAUUCUAUCUAGAUUAUUUUAAGAUAAGAAUUUAUUAUCAAUCCCUGACUGUCUAGAAUUUCCUCCCAUGUAUUUAUUCUUUUCUUUUUUUUUUGGCCUGGGUUUUAUAAAUAAAUGCACUUGAUCACCAUAUCACUUUGAGCGAUAAAGGAAGCAUAGGAACGUGAGUCAUCUCGGAUUUCAGCCCAAGGUUCAAAUCCAUCUUUCAGUCCAUUGUUUCCUCUUUACAUUUCUCCUACUUAUUUCUGCUAGGACCAUACGUAGGAUUUCUGUAGGUUUUCUACAGUUUGAGAUUCUAUGGCCAUUGCAUGUCAGGAUUAUGCAGUAUUUUACAAAAGGAUUCCAAAGAGAACCCAUGUUUUUGAGAUUUACAGACCAAGGGGUGUGUGUGUGUGUGUGUGUGCGAGGGUGGAGGGCAGGGAGCAUGAAACUGCAGAUCAGAUAGACUUAGCUGGCACUUGAACUUGAACUCACUGUAACCUAAACCCUGGUUCAAUUUUAAUAUUUUCAUAUCACAACACAAAUGCCUCUCUUGAAAGAGAUUUACUUACUCAUCAGCCCAAGCGCUUACUUUCGAAGUCUUAUUGUCCUAGUGCAAAAUGAAAAAAGAAAUUAAAGGUGGUCUUUCAUACUUGGUAGGUUACUUCGAAUUUUUACAGAAUAGCCCACUUAAUGCCAAAUCUUUCAAUCCUCAGAAGCAUUUAAGUCUAAUAGUCCUGCUUUAAACAUGACUUAAAAGGAUGCCACCAAAAUGUUGCACUUCCCAGCUUAACCAGACUGCAGUCUCUGAAGUUAAUUUAUAGUUUUUACGGCGUGGCUUGUGCAGUCCUCCUAGUUUACAUUAAAAAUCCUUUACGCCAAAAGGAAGCUCACGCUAUGGAUUUAAAGGCAAACUUCCCUUACCGGUGCAGGAAGUCUCAUAAAAUUCAGAUGUACUGCCACAAAAAUUUUAAGGGUCUUUUUGUAAGAGAUGAAUAGGAAUUGACACAGUUCUCCUUAAGGAGGGGAACUUCUCUCUCUUUUUUUGUUAUUUUUAUCUUCAGCUGCAGGUGUUCUCCUUUGCCACACCCCUUGUCAUUUUCCUUUCAGUUGACUUUGAGAGAGGAUGUGAAAUCCAAUCACUAAAACAGGGUUCUCUUUGGAUUAAAAGUUCUGGAUUUAUUGCAGCUGUUUCCCUUGAUAGAAAUUCUCAACAUCUGGAUUGAUAAGCAAAGGCAGAAUAUUAAAAAGGUAGUUGGUUGAAGAUGGUAUUCUCCACUUGCCAAACGUCUGGCCAAUCUACCUGUGAAUUUCAAAACAUUACAGAAUCUUUUGAUGUGCUUUUGGUUUUCCUUUUUGGCCAUUUUCUCUUCAAUUUUAGUCCCUCUGUAAAGGUGUUGAGUCAGAUGUGUUGAAGGUGAAGUUCUCUCGAGGGUCUUUGUUCCAGAGCCCUGAAGGUCACAGGAACCGUGAAGGAGCUGAGAAACGUGCUUUUCCAGCCCACUGUGUGGCUCAUUUUCAUUAAGUUUCCUCAUGAAACACUGCAGAGUUCUGAAUCCUUGGUAACUCCCAUUGACUGGACUAGGCGUGACAUCUACAGCAAAUGGGAGAACAAAAUAUACUGUCCUACAGAUAGUGACACAUUUUAUUAUCCCUCUGGUGUUAGUUACCAUAGCACUGUAUUUGCAAAAUCGCUGCUUUAGCCAAAUGCUGAAUGGCCACCGUUUCCGCCGUUUCCACUGUUUCGUCUGCAUAGAAUUUUCCUGAACUACAAGCAAAAGUGUAUUUCGUCAAAUGUCACAAAGUGAAAAUGUUACUAAUCUUAGAUGUGUUGCAUAUUUUGUGUUUUUACUUUCCAAACUCUUUCAAAAGCUGCAGUUAUAAAGCUGUUUGGCUGUGUUGACAGCAUGUGGUGUUUUUUGCAAAAGUAAUUCUAGGAGAGCCAGUGUCUACCAUGGACUUUUCACAUCCCCAGCUCCGGUCUCAUCAACAAAAUCGAGAUGACAAUUUGUAUGCUGUGAUUUUUUUUCAAAAGAGAAAAGGGGAUGGAAAUCAGACCUGGCCGUUAGUCACUAGUGUGUAGUACUGUGAUCUGAAGUAGGAAAUUUAACUCACAUAGAAUAAUUGUGGUUUUUGAAGCAGCUACUUUGAUUUUUCCUUCUUCUGUGAAGAUCAUGGAUUUGGAAUGUCUUCACGAGGUGGAUUUAAGACAGUAACACUAAGCUCUAAGUCUUAGAACCCACCCUCCAUCUGAACCCAAAGAUGAAAAAGGCAGUAAGCUUCAAUGUUUAAGCCUAAGCUUAAAAAUGUCCUCCCCCAUCCCUAUUAUUGAGUUCAGCAAGGGGUACUUUUUUCUCCCCUAAAAAAAGUUGAAUUAGAAAAUACAUAACUAAAUUUGGUAAUGUAGUUCUUUGCAUGAAUGGAAAUGUGUGAUAAAUAAUUUUACAAAAGGCAUGAUUACAGUGAAAAUGUCCUUUUGCUUCAAACUGUGCUCACCCCAAAAGUAUUUCCCUAUCUCAAGCAUUACUUACAUCCAAAAUGGACAAAUUAUACAAUUCCGUUAAAAUUGGAUAUACAGGAUAGAAACUUGACUGUGAUUCUAUUGAAUCAUGAUAUUUGAGGGGAGUUUGUAAGCAGAAUAUCAUGCCUGCUGUCCCAUUACUGGAACAGAUAUUGCAAUCAGAAAUAGAUCUAAUAAUUCUAAUAUCCCUCCAUUAGCAGCUCUGAUGAUACUGAAGGGAGAUUCACCCCUUCCCAGGAGGCUUCCAUUUAAGCCUUAACAGAGGGUGACUAAAAUAUUUCAAUCAGAAACACCUUCCAAGGCCCGCCCUCGAUGAUGCUGGCCACUCCCAUUCAAAACUUCUCUAUAAGAAGGUGGGAAACACUCCAUCUGUGGGAAUUAAUUUUCCAGUAAGGAAAACAGUUUUCUCCCUUUCUAAAUUGGAAUAAAGACUGACUUAACAUUUCCCAUUCUUCAGAAUUGUAUCUAAUUGGUGCAUGCAAUCCAGUAAGUCUCGACCUAGAAAUAUUGCAAAUAUAAGCAGUUAGAGGAAAACUGGCUGAUUCUCCUGACCCAAACUCCAAAAUAUAUAUAUAUAUAUAUAUAUAUAUAUAUGAGUAAUGGUUUACCUCCAUUUCUGUAUGGAAGAAUUUUAAAAACAGACUUCCUUUUGUUCUUUUUAUUUUGGGAAAGUGUGUGUGUGUGUGUGUGUGUGUGUGUGUGUCUCGGGGAUGGGGAGGGUAGCUCUUUCAAGUGACUCAUAUCUCAAACCCAUUCCACUCUCAACUUUCAUUUGAUGUGUUCAAAGCCGAAAAAAAAAAAAGGAGAACUGAAUACUUAAUUUGACAUGAAGCUGAAGGAGUGAACAAGCCAGAGGAGAGAGUUUGAAUAAAGCAUGGCCUUGGCUUCAUACCACACUUUUUGUGCCUUGUAUUAUCAAUGUAAAUUCUGAAUGUUGUACAGUAAAUACUUGGAUGGACUUCUUAGAAAAGGCUGCACUGGCUUCUUUUUCAGCACAUGUACAUAUCUAUAAAUAUAUAUACAUAUAUAUUUGGUAAUGCCAAACAGCUGUGUUAUAUUGUAUUGAACAAAAAUGGACGGUUUGGAUGUUUUAUGUAGAGUUUGCAAAAAAAACUGGAUGAUGACAGACUUUUCGAGAUAAAUGUACAGACAUAAAUUACUGCAUAUCAGUUAUUUACGAAUAAAGAGUCUUUUAUUGACAUUUUAGGAUACUCCACGAGUGGAACUUUGAACUGCCAAUGAGGAUCCCCUCUACACACCUCCUGCCACAGUCAGCCAGGGGCUGGAAUGCCCUUCACAUCAAGGUCAAUUUCCUAAU
Molecule: messenger RNA, 9302 nt
Organism: Globicephala melas (long-finned pilot whale)
Lineage: Eukaryota; Metazoa; Chordata; Mammalia; Artiodactyla; Delphinidae
Gene: UNC5D
Product: unc-5 netrin receptor D
Biological process (GO): netrin-activated signaling pathway; axon guidance
Cellular component (GO): membrane
Molecular function (GO): protein binding; netrin receptor activity
Source: RefSeq, a predicted model, not a curated record